Molecule: messenger RNA, 1755 nt
Organism: Brettanomyces bruxellensis
Lineage: Eukaryota; Fungi; Ascomycota; Pichiomycetes; Pichiales; Pichiaceae
Exons: 1
Coding region: 1-1755 (584 amino acids)
Cellular component (GO): membrane
Molecular function (GO): ABC-type transporter activity; ATP binding; ATP hydrolysis activity
Source: RefSeq, a predicted model, not a curated record
AUGGCUAGUGCACUGAAGCAGUUUCAAAAAGCCUGUGGCUUCGUUGACCAGGAGGAUUAUCUCAUCCCAACUCUUACUGUGUAUGAGACUGUUCUUAACAGUGCGCUUUUACGCCUUCCGAGAUCGAUGUCCGUCAAAACGAAACGAGCUAAGGUCGUUCAAAUACUUUCAGAACUCAGGAUCUUGCAUAUAAAGGACAAGUUGAUCGGCUCGGACUUUGAGAGGGGGAUUUCCGGAGGUGAGAAGAGAAGAGUUGCCAUUGCCUGUGAGUUGGUUACUUCUCCUUCUAUUCUUUUCUUGGAUGAGCCUACCACAGGUUUGGAUGGUUACAAUGCAUUUAAAGUUGUUGAAUCCCUAGUCAGGCUCGCUAAGGACUUCAACAGGACGAUUGUUUUCUCCAUUCACCAGCCAAGAAGUAACAUUGUCGCUUUAUUCGAUAAGCUUUUGCUGCUACAAAACGGUGACGUUGUUUACUCUGGAAGAAUGGGUGAUUGUGCAAAAUUCUUUGCCGAUAGAGGCUUCCAGUGUCCACUCGGUUAUAAUAUUGGAGACUAUUUGAUAGAUAUUACAUCAGAAACUCCAAAGACCAGAACAUCUGCAUCAAGCACUGCUCAAAGGCACAUUCAUGAGGUUCCUACGGAUAUUAAUGAUGAUGAUACUACCGAAGAGUGGGCUCAUUAUGCUUCACACAGAGAUGAAAUAUCCACUGCAUUGUCACAAGGCGAGGAGCAGGCAGUACUAGGUUCAGAUAUUAGUACAAACAAGCUUUGCUCUCUUUUUGGAAAAUCGCCAGAGGCAACACAGUUGCAUUCGGAAAUAGAAGGUAUGGCCGAAACUUUCCAGGCCAACCAUUCUGUAAACGCCUCUGAUGCCAGUACGGAUGAUUCGUUUUUCCAGGAUGAUCCCGAAAAGGCAAAGGCUAGUUUUUUCACGCAGCUUUCUGUCUUGUGCUCUAGAACUUUCAAAAACUCUUACAGAAGCCCGAAAUUGCUCCUGGGACAUUACUUAUUGGCAGUUUUAAUGGGUUUCUUCUGCUCAUACUUGUAUUACAACGUUCAAAAUAACAUCUCGGGAUUCCAAAACCGGUUGGGGCUUUUCUUUUUCUUGCUCACCAUGUUUGGAUUUUCCACAUUAACCGGCCUGCACUCGUUCUCCGUUGAGAGAAUAGUUUUCAUUAGAGAACGCGCAAACAACUACUACAAUCCUUUAAGUUAUUACCUCAGUAAGAUUAUCAGUGAUGUGAUUCCUCUCAGGUUGUUUCCACCAAUAAUAUUCAUGGCAGUGAUCUACCCUAUUGUUGGUUUGAACAUGUCCGGCCCCAAAUUCUGGCUUUCCAUCUUGAUUGUAGUUUUAUUCAAUAUGGCUACUGCGGUGGAGAUCCUCAUUAUUGGUAUUUUGGUCAAGGAGCCAGGCUCAGCCACCAUGUUAGGUGUGUUGGUGAUGCUCUUUUCGCUUUUAUUUGCUGGAUUGUUUAUUAAUAAGGAAACGAUUCCAUCUGCAAUUGCAUGGUUCGAGAGAAUUUCCGUUUUCCAUUAUGGAUACGAGGCCUUAAGUGUCAACGAAGUUAAUGGAUUGGUUUUAAAGGAGACCAAAUACGGAUUGGAUAUUAAAAUUCCCGGUGCAGUUAUUCUUUCCACUUUCGGUUUUGAUGUUGAUGCUCUUUACACCGAUCUCUACUGGUUAUUGGGUAUGCUUGGUACUUUUAUUGUAUUGGGAUACCUUGGCCUUUAUUACUUUGUCUUUGAGACAAGGUGA